Messenger RNA from Stylophora pistillata, 4382 nucleotides. RefSeq lists its product as uncharacterized. Lineage: Eukaryota; Metazoa; Cnidaria; Anthozoa; Scleractinia; Pocilloporidae. The record is from RefSeq and is a predicted model, not a curated record.
UCUACGCUCACCAAGAAAGUCCUGAAAUCGAGAGUGUUUGAAGAAGCUUCUUCAUCGUGGCCUUCAAUUUCAAAUUGGAAGCCUCUAGGGGAAGUUUGCGAUCAUAAUGACAGCCUUGGCGUCGAAAGUGCUGUUGUUUAUUGCAUUCCUUUGCGUUUACAUCGGUGGAAUUAGAGGAAGACCAAACAUUUUGGAAGAUACGGCCACAGUAGAAAAUCAAAAAAAAUUUGAAGAAAGCGAUCUGUUGAAAAGAUCAAAGGCAAACAGUGGAGGGCAAGGCAAAGACCACAAAGAAAACAAGGGAAAGAAAAAGCAAGUAAUAGAUGCUUACCACCUCGGGCCCUACCACCAUGGCCACCCUUGGGGUACUGUCUCACAGUGGCCGGGAUUUCACUGGGGAGGACAUCCAUCCCGUCAUGCAGGAUGGACUGGGUAUCCGUCACUUGGAGGAUGGCACAAGUCUCACAUUUCCAAAAAAAGUCCUAAAAAGCCAGCGCAAAAAGCACUCUUAAAUCGUCGCAUGCUACCGACAUUUGCCUUUCCAGCUUAUGGUUAUGCUUAUCCGUCUUUAGGGUUUGCUGCAGUGCCAUUUACGCCCACACCUAUUCCCUGGGGCCAGGGAUACUACCGUUCCAACAUCUCUGAGAAAUCAUCAGAAGGACAAACCAGAUCCUCCGUGAAACACACUGAAGCUAACAAGAGAUGGUGGCCGGGAUACAUGGCAGGUUGGGGUGGAUGGGGAUUAGGAAAUGAAGGAUAUCCGGGCUGGGGUGCUUUAGGCGACUGGGGGCGUGGCUAUGAUUUUGGAGGUUUCGGUCAUGGAUGGGGCAUGUUGGGUUCUGGCCAAAGCUAUCAUCCUCUUCUGAGAGCAGAGAUCCCCGGAAAGCAAAGCAAGAAAGAUAAAGCAGAAAAACGUUGGUGGCCUGGCUACAUGGGUGGUUGGGGAGGUUGGGGACCGGGAAACGGUGGUUACCCAGGAUGGGGACCAUUAGGCGGCUUCUGGGGUCAUGGGUAUGGGUAUGGUCUAGGAAUUAGACACGGUCUUGCUUUUCGCUCAGAAGUUCCUAGUACAGACGAUAAAGAAAAGAAGAGCCCAAAGCGAGAAUUCAUACAUGAACCAUUUGCAGGGAUUGACUUUUCCUGGUCAGGCUAUGGACCAUUUACGGAUUACGAAUAUCCCUUUUUUGGUCAUAGUCAGUACAUUCCUUAUCCUUUUGCACUAUAUGGGGAUUUAACACCAUUUUACGGGUUUGGCCCGACUCCGGCCUUAGGAUAUGGCUUCCCUGGAGACCAUGGGUUUUUUAAGUCAAAUAUUCCAAAUGGAAAAUCUAAAAAAAUAGAAAAAGAACUAAAAAAGGAAGAGAAAGCCACUGGCAGACACUUUGUAAAUAAUUUUCAUCCAGGUCGAAUGGGAUGGGGAGGAGCACUGUACCCAGGUCACGGUUACCAGGCCGCCUUUCCUUUGUUAGGUGCUCAUUCGUAUGGCCUGUAUGGUGCAGGCUUUUACGGACCGUAUGGUCCUCCUCAUGGGGCAUUUGGUCCUUACUAUAGAUCAGGCAUUCCUGGCUCUUUGGAUGAAAAUUCUCAGAGUAGGCAAGUGAUAAACUACAAUCCAGGCUGCUGUGGAUGGGGGGGAUGUGUACAUCCCGGUUGUGGUUAUAUUGGUGGGUGGACCUGGCCUCUUCCAUGUCAUUUCCGUCACUGUGGCUGUGGCUGCCCAUGCUGGACACGAUCAAAAACUCCCAAGAAGCAGGCUCUAAAAGAAGAAAAAGGAAAGUCUAGACAAGAAAUAGAAAAUCCAGGAGAGGAGGAGAGUAGCGAUAGUAAAGAAGAUCCACGAACACGUCCUCAUCUGGAGGGCGCCGACCUGCUAAACUCAGAAAUGCAGAGCUUGGCUAUGGGAUUUCCAGGAAUUGAGAAACUUCAAACACCUAUGGGAUUAUCAAAUAGCCCAGGAGUCCAAGGUUUUAAUGAUCAGGAAAUGGAAGCUAAUGGAGAACACUCGUCACCCGAACCAGCGGAGACAACUGAAAGUUUGGCUGGUAUGAGUCCUGACGAAGGAGCAAAUGCCCUCAGAGCAGCUGCAAUGGGCAGCAUGGGGCAGCCACAGGAAGGCCAACAGCAACCGUCCGAAGAUUUGAUGUCUACUUUCAGCGCGAGUCCAUCAAAUGAGGGCGAAUCACCCAUGGAAGCCUUUGGAGAAACAGGAAAUCCAAACAUGUAUCCUGCCGAAGCGGAGGAGCAAACCACAGAAGCAGCCUCUAGAAGAGCCGAUAUUCCUGGUGAGAUGGCGAAAGAGCUAAUCAAGAAGCAGGCUGUGGCAUAUCCAUUCCACUACCUCUACCCAGGAUACAUGAUGGCUCAUGGAGUCAAUCCAUACUACCAUUACACCCCACUUAAUUAUCCCCAACACGUAAUGGCUUACCCUUCCACAUAUCCAUUGGCCAGUACUUAUGCGUCGCUUUAUCCCGCGGCCCAUGCUGGUCUUAUUCCACAAGCACAAGAAUUACCAUUCCGCGAUCGUCCCUCUCACUCCAUCCAUGUUGGAGCACCUAAUGUUAAUGUCGAUGUCCACACGACGCGUGAGCAUGUCGCUUCCAGUCCCGAGAAAGUGAAAAGAGGGAAGCUGAAACAAUUGGUUGGAGAGUUCUCGACAAAGUUAAAAUCUAAGAGCAGACGUCACCAAUCAUCUCAUGGGAAGAAAGUGAUGAAAAGGCAGAUAUCGCCGUUCAUAUCUCCAGUCAUGAGCCGACCAAUGGGAUUCCAACCUCUUAGAUACCCAGCAUCCAAUGCGCAGCCAGGCCUCACAGGAGCAAGGAUGUUUCCGUCUUUACAACCAUCACAACCGUUCGACAUCAGGGCCAUGAGUCGCUCUGGCCUUCCUGCAAUGUCAUCACCUGCUAUAGGAAUGUCUCCAUCGGGUUUCCCAGCCCCUAGAGUUCCUCAGAUGCGCUCUUCUUUGACGCCAUCUCAAAUGGCCUUUUCUCGACAACUGUCAAGUGUUACUGGUAUCAGCAUUCCAAUUGCUGCACAGCCUGGAAUGGGAAUAGUAGGGAUGGCUUCAAGGAAGAAACGAUCACCAUCAAAAAAGUCUUCGAAGAAGAAGGAUAAAACCACAAAACGACAAUUUUUGGCGGCUAUGCCUCAAGCGCUUUCCUCUGGAGGUUUACCAUCGUUCGGUUUACCGGAAUCACCGUUUUCAGGUGCUGCUUUUCCGUCAUUGCCAUUUGCACAGCCUCAACAACAAUUGAGUUUUAAGUCAUCCAUGAUGCCAGCUCUUCGUUCCAGGAUGGCUCCUACCGGACUUUCGGCAUUGAGAAUGGCCGGCUUACAGACGGAUCGUAUGCCAAUUCCAUUAUCACCCUUCAGCGGUUUCCCAUCACCCCAAAAUAACCCUUUCUUCAAGGUACCUCGAUUUCAGAGUGCAAAUUUUUUCAGUGGUACACCAAACGGUCCCUGGACUCCAAGCUCUUCAAUGAGAGAGCCCGUGUCAGAAAUGCCAAGUGCUUUAAUGAGAGAACAAAUGUCAGAAAUGCCAGGCCUUUCUCAACUUCCAGAGAGACGACCAGAGCCCAUGAUACCAGAAACACAGCAAAUGAGCGGAGAGCAAUUUGCAGGUUUUAAUCCUUCUAGCUUUGGUGUUCCUGAGCCACAACCAUCAGCCAUGUUUUCCCAAGAAGGAACGGAAUCUGAGGGAUCGCAACUUCCUAUGGUGCCCCAGAAGGAGAUGGCAUCAUUUUUCCAAGUCCCUGGAGGAGAAAUGAUGGAGUCGCGUACUUUCAACAUGCAACCUGGUCUUGCUGCUUUGAAGAAAUCUUCUGUUCCAGACAAAAAGAAUAAUAAAGAAAAAUCUUCCAAACCUCGAGACAAAUAACGUUAUAAAGCAAACAGAUAAAUCAAGGAGGUCAUAUGCAAGGAAACUCAACGUUGGCGCUGUGGAUAGUAAAGAUCACUGCAGAGGGAGAAAGAGAGAGCGAGAGAGAGCUCUCAUGAUAACUGGUUAAUGAAUAAGACUGAAGACUUGAUUUUAUUCACCUGAUUAUUUGGCAGUUCUUAUUUUUAACGGUUGUCAACAUGCAUGGAACCCUAAAAUGGGGAUUUAUCGAUCUAUAUCUACGGUCGUGAUUAAGGCCGCCCACUGCCCUCACUCGCAAAGUCUAAAUACACAGAUGACAUUAUAAACUUCUUCAUAACACAGGGAACAUUUUUAGAUUCUGAUUUUCUAUCGAAAGCCUGAACGACGUGGAUUAGAAGAUCUCCGCAUACUUAAAGAAAAAUUAGUUGUGUGCAUUGCUAGUUGAGCGCUGCUAGAUCAUAAAAUAUAAAUAGAAUGUUUCCCGAGGCAAUUUUGAAGAAAACACAAAAUAAACUAAGAACUAUGA